Entrophospora sp. SA101 is the source of this 434-nucleotide messenger RNA. The record is from the annotation of a GenBank genome assembly. NCBI's taxonomy places the organism in Eukaryota, Fungi, Glomeromycota, Glomeromycetes, Entrophosporales, Entrophosporaceae.
GGGGUAUACCAUCUAGUCGAUAUCCACCUAAUCGAAUAGAACUUGAAAACCAGCUUGCUUGUGCAAAUCGAGAUCGAAAGAUUGCUAUAGAGUGUGGCAAUCAACUUGUCAAUAAAUUAGGGAUGAGAUUUCGCGGUGGUCAUAAGUUUAAGAAAUCAGAUACCAUCACUCUUGAACCGGAGCCUUCUAAUACGUAUGAUAAGAAUGCGAUAAAAAUUAUGGUAGAUGGUAUCCAUAAAGCCUAUGUGGCAAAGGACGAGAAUGUAAGUAUAGGAGAUUUGAUGAGACGCUACCCUCGUUAUCGGGUAAAUGCCCAUGGAAAAAAAAACUAUAACCAAUCGGCGUCUUUAAAUCUCGAAUAUCCUUGGAUGAUUUGUGAGAGAUGUCGCGAUACACUACAAGCAUCGAGGGACUAUGACUAUAGUUAUUGGUGA